This is a messenger RNA of Rotaria sordida, 510 nucleotides long. The record is from the annotation of a GenBank genome assembly. Lineage: Eukaryota; Metazoa; Rotifera; Eurotatoria; Philodinida; Philodinidae.
AUGUACAAUCAAAUUAAAUCUCAAUUUCCUUCAAAUCAUCAAGAGAUCAUCGCUUUGACUGGUAAUGAUUAUAAAGAACUCUUGAGUGAAACCAUGGACCAAAUUACAAUAAAUUUACAAAUUGAAGAAGGUUUUGAAAGCGUACAAGAUCCAGUUGCAAUCGAUCAAAUACUCAAUCGUCAACUGCAGUAUAAGCAAGUACGGAUGACACAAGUCGGUGAUCAAUUUUGGGAAUCGCUUUAUUGGACGCCUGAGUUAACACGACCCGAUCGGUUACCGAAUGUACUGAAUAAAAUUAUAGAACAAGAUGCUACAGACUCAGACAAAUUUCGCUACAAUUAUUCGCAGCGAGACGAAGCUUUCAAACAAGAUUUAAAACUUAAUGAGAGACUAAAAAUUGACGACUUCAAAAGACACGUAGCGGCAACAGGUAAAGAUACUAGGCGUACAACUGAUAUUGGUGCUCAUGGCAGUUAUGAAUCCGGAGUCAAUUUCGCAGGCAAGGUCUAG